CUUACACUCAAGUACCUGGCUAUUUAGUUAAGUUUAACUUUAUUCAACUUAAUUCAUCUAUCCAAAUUAGUAUUAUUCGAGAAAUCUGUUGCAUUCAAAAAUGGCCACAAAAGAGGAUCGCACGUUAGGAUCCGGUAUCUCCAUCCCCCAAUGGAUGAAGAACAAAAGACAUCACCAAUUCGAGUUGGACCCCAGUGCCUUCUCACCACCAGAAUUGGAGGACAGUUUCAUGAUUUAUUACAGACAUCCAAAAGUUGAAGUAAAUAAUACUGAAGCAACCAUCAUCAAAGCAAACUUGCCAGAAAACAUAACUGUAGCUGCAGUCGGAAAGAAGAACGACGACUUUUCCCAACAUCCGUUUUCUUGCCAGAAAUAUCUUAAAAAUGGACUAGAUACAAGUCCACCACCCCAAACUACAUCGCACAUGAAAACAAAGUCGUCUGGUACGGACGACGGUUUCAAAGGUGAAGCAGCCAAGUGCGGAAGUUCCAUAAUAAAGGUAGCGUCUCAGAUGGUAUCCGGAAAAGGACUAGGUAUCAGAAGUAACGAUCCGAAUUGUAUUAUGGAAGAAACAUACGACAGGAAGCGUAGAGGAAGCAAAUCCUUGCCCGCGUCACCUGUUGCCUCGCCUGCCAGUAGUCCGAAGGCCAACAGGAAAGUUAUCAACAAAUACUUUACUGGUGCUUUUACCGACGUCGAUAAGUCCAAAGGAAGCUGGAUUCUGUCAAAUUUACUAGCAAGACGUGAAAUAUCCCAAUCGGUCGGUCAAAUCAAAGAAGAACUCGCUGAAGAACUAGAACGAGCUUCGUCAGCGGUUAGUAUCGACGAUGCUUCAUCCAAAAAACCGGCAGUAUUCAAAGCAAAAGCAUCCGAAUUACGGGAAAUGAACUUUUGGUCUCCGACUUCCAUGUAAUCACAUUUAAAUUACGAUAAUGUAUUUUGACUACACUUUUAAUUUAAGAGUAUCGUAAAGUAGGAAACGAAACGGUUGUUUGCAUGCUAUUUUUUAUUUCUUAUGUAAAUAGGGGUUGGUUUUUUUAAAAGUAGUUCUAAUGCGUUUGAAGAAAUUGUCAACAUUCCUUGAUCCUAUUAAGUUGCUUUUGAAUGGAUAUCGAUGUAUUAGUAAGUUAUAAAAAAAGUUUUUUUUUUUUUAGUAUAUACGAGUUAGAACUAACUUUAAUAAAGGCCAUUGGAUGAUCGUUGUAAUUUUUAAGUACAAAAUCUCAGUAUCACUAAAAUCUCACAAUUUUCCAUAAAUAUCUUUUUUAAGUUAAUUUACCAUAAUUUUGAAUACUAUUUAUUUGAUUUAAUCUACAGAAAUUAUCAACGCAGAUGAAUAGCUAAAAAAUGAUUACAAAAAAAAUUGAAAAAGUAAUUGUGAGUACAUUUUUUUAAGAAUACCCUGGGGCAAAGUUGUAACACACGAAUCGCAUGAUCAAUAAGUAAAAUCAGUUAAAAAAUACUUUUUUGCAUUAUAAAUUAUUGAAGAGAUUGAUAAUUAAUUUAUAUAUUUCUGACAUUGUGCCUUUAGUUGACAACUGGGUAGUUGCAGCCUAUGUUGUUUGGUGGGGAUACUUACAAAGGUACCCUCUACCUGAUGAAUGCCUGUUUUCAACAAUAGCUCUCUUAUGCUCUAUAUUACAGCUCAAUGUCGGUAUUUACCAGGUGGACCUCGUAUUUGGUUGUUGAUUAUACUUAUUGAUUGAAACACACUGUAUUAUUUGGUACAUUACCAUAAAUAAAUAAAAAUUAAAGCUUUUGAAAUAAAAUAAUCGGGCUAUUCAAUCUGCAUUUACUUUGCCAAAUUUUAUUUUUUCUUAAACUCAUUGAUAUUCAUUUAAUCAUCAUCUAAACUAAAAUAAUAUGAAAAGUAUUGUAAUCAAAAAUUUGCAAAAGAUUUCUUGAUUUAAACUAUUUAUUUUGUAUGUCAUUCUCCUUAGUUUAGGUCUAUUGUUGCAUUAUAAUUUAAGUAAUAUAAUAUUGUCAUUCUUUCAGUUUUUCAA
Psylliodes chrysocephalus is the source of this 2003-nucleotide messenger RNA. The record is from the annotation of a GenBank genome assembly. NCBI's taxonomy places the organism in Eukaryota, Metazoa, Arthropoda, Insecta, Coleoptera, Chrysomelidae.